This is a messenger RNA of Etheostoma cragini (Arkansas darter), 1252 nucleotides long. RefSeq names its product regulator of G protein signaling 19 (gene rgs19). The record is from RefSeq and is a predicted model, not a curated record. Bases 295 to 1005 code for a protein of 236 amino acids. The transcript is spliced from 6 exons. NCBI's taxonomy places the organism in Eukaryota, Metazoa, Chordata, Actinopteri, Perciformes, Percidae.
GAGGCGGACUCCUUCUUCUUCCUCCAAUAUAGCGGCGCGGCGGCAGGAUAUUUAGAAAAAUAAAAUUUAAAAAAAAAUCCACGGAGGACCCCCCCCCCCCCUCCCGGGGCGGAGCGGCAGAGGGAAAAAACACACACACGGAUGUGCCUCCGAAAGCGCAGCGGAUACCGCCCUCCGGACCUUAUUAAUGCCAAGAUUGAGAGGUCCGAGGCAGAACGGGGGAUGACAUGCAUGUGUCCGGCCCGCUAACAUCGCUGACGACUCACACACUAACCAACUGCCCGUCCUCGCGACAUGGCAGACAUACUGUACACGGGUCCCAUCCCGGCCGAGCGAGGGGGCGAGCUGGCCAUGGGGGGAGGUCGCAGCGAGACCUCAGCACUGAGCGGGACGGGAGGCGGGCGGGGCAUGACCACUACCCACAAUUCCCAACGGCCCAAUGCCUGCUGCUUCUGCUGGUGCUGUUGUUGUAGCUGCUCAUGUCUCAUCGUCAGGAACGAAGAGGAGCGACGGCGGCGGAGGAGGAGGAGGAGAAUAUCACAAGACACCAAGAUGGAAACCAUACCAAACUGUGAAGCUUGCACCAAACCCUCGGCGGAAGAGAUCCGUCUGUGGUCUCAGUCUUUUGACAAGCUGAUGAGGAACCCAGCGGGGCGGAACGUUUUCCGGGAGUUCCUGCGGACGGAGUACAGCGAGGAGAACAUGCUGUUCUGGCUGGCCUGCGAAGACCUCAAACAGGAAACCAACAAGAGCGCCGUGGAGGAGAAGGCGCGCUCCAUCUACGAGGACUACAUCUCUAUAUUGUCGCCAAAGGAGGUGAGUCUGGAUGCCCGGGUUCGAGAGGUGAUCAACAGGAAGAUCCAGGACCCGACGCCUCACGUGUUUGAAGACGCCCAGCUACAGAUCUACACGCUGAUGCACAGGGACUCGUACCCACGAUUCCUCUCCUCCAGCAUCUACAAGUCGCUCAUUCACGGCGGCUCACGUACCUCCUCCGAGUCCUAGUCCCGCACCAUCUUCUGAUGGACCCAUGCCAGACCAUUUUCAUUGCUUCUUUACCACUCUCCACAAAAUGAUCAGAUGAUUCCUUCCUCCUCGCUCCGUCACUGCCACAACCUUCUUCUUAUUUCUUGUUUUCCCUUUAACUUUCAGUAUUGUUGCCAAGACUUCCUCUCUUGACUCAUUUUCUUCUUUACUCCUACUAUUGUCUCUUUGUUCUCAUUAAAUCUUCUUUUUGGUGCUUUUUCCUUUC